AGUCAAGUAGUACUAAACACGCGCCUGCUGUCCAAGGCGCAUCCGGGAGUGUCGCAGUACAUCUAUUCGUUCCUGGUUGCCAUGGCAACGUCGCGCACGGUGCAGGAUGCGACCGAUAUGCUGCUCACAGCCGAAGUGUUUAGAGCGGAGAGUGCCACUCUGUUGCCCCCAUCUGUGGCCCGGCCCUCGGCCCAGAAGUCCAAUUUAUUGGCCAG
Molecule: messenger RNA, 215 nt
Organism: Sphaeroforma arctica JP610
Lineage: Eukaryota; Ichthyosporea; Ichthyophonida
Exons: 1
Source: RefSeq, a predicted model, not a curated record